Molecule: messenger RNA, 3641 nt
Organism: Hypomesus transpacificus
Lineage: Eukaryota; Metazoa; Chordata; Actinopteri; Osmeriformes; Osmeridae
Gene: zbtb22a
Product: zinc finger and BTB domain containing 22a
Exons: 4
Coding region: 133-2157 (674 amino acids)
Biological process (GO): regulation of transcription by RNA polymerase II
Molecular function (GO): protein binding; DNA-binding transcription factor activity, RNA polymerase II-specific; RNA polymerase II cis-regulatory region sequence-specific DNA binding
Source: RefSeq, a predicted model, not a curated record
UGAGUGUAAUACCUUGCUCUUUCUCUCUGGGGAUUGUAGCUAGGCUAGCUAGCAAGCGGAUAGUGUCAAUUUAUUUAAUUGAACAAAGUGGACGGAUAAAUAGCUACAUUCGAAUAUUUGGACCUUCAUAAAAUGGAGGCCCCUUCAGACAGCGGUUCCCACGUCCAUAUUGGUUCGGUCGUCCAGGUAUGUUUCCCUAGUGUCCGGACAGCAGUUUUGGACAGUCUGAACCAGCAGCGACUAGAAGGGAGGCUAUGUGACCUGUCUAUCCAAGUACAGCGGCAGGUGUUCAGGGCCCACCGGUGCGUGCUUGCUGCCUCUUCGCCCUACUUUCACGACCAGGUGCUCCUCAAGAACGUGACGACCGUGUCGCUGCCCUCCGUCAUGGACCCGGUGGCGUUCGAGAGCGUCCUGAGCUCAGCUUACACGGGCCAGCUCAGCAUCCUGCGCGACGACAUCGUCAACUACGUGACAGUGGCCAGCUUCCUGCAGAUGUGGCACAUUGUGGACAAGUGCACGGAGAUCCUGAAGAGGACGCGAGCCUCCGCGGAGCCUGGCCAGGGAGACUCCGCCCCCGGCCAGGGAGACUCCGCCCCCGGCGCCUCGUACCCCGCUGCUUCCUCCAGGCAGCAGUCUCCCAGCAGCACGGACUGCCUGUACGUGGAGAGGGAGGGGAGCAGGAAGGACAGGCGCACGGACACCCUGCCCCCCUUAGCUACUUGGAGGAGGCCCCAGCAGUUCCCCAGGUGCGGUCGUCCCAGACCGUCCGCUCAUCCCGCUGACUCCCAGCUCGUGGGGCCGGGAGGGGAGAGCGACUACUCCAGCUGUGACGAGGUGUGGAUGACCAGCAGCAAGGCCUUCAGUCACGACGGGAGAGGAGGGAGGCAGGACUACGGCCACCCCUCCACCAGGCCCCAGGGGGAGCUGCCAGGGGAGGGACUCAGGCUGAGAGUCAGACCCCGACAGAGAGACCCUCCCCCCGGCUCAGACAGGCUGAACGGCAGGGAGCGAGGGAGGGGGGAGGACGGAGGCGGUUUUGAAGGCGAGUCCCAGGAGAAGAAGAGGAAUGAAAGGUGGAUCGAAGCGGAUGAAGGAAUCGGAGAAGUUGAGGCGGAGAAAAGCGUGUUGUCACACCGGACAGGACACUCUGGUGACUUCGGCAUGACGGUACCCCAAGGUGGUGGAGGACAGGCGGAGGCUAAAGUGAAUCCAGACGUGUUGCUGAAGAAGGAGGAGCGUGAGCAGCAUCGUGGAGGGGCAGCCCCCGCGGGGCCCCUGGGCCCUCUCUCCCCCAGCUCCACACCCUCACAUCGGGUACCGUGGCAGGCCGGCUCCUGGUCCCAGCAAGGAGCCAAGCCACAGGACAGGCCGGAGGUGGAUGAAGACGAGGAGGAAGAGGAAGAGGAGGUUGACUUUGGACGGUUUGCUGACGGUGCGUUUGGCGGAGACACCUAUGAUGAGAUAGAAGAUGGUACGGGCCAGGUUUCCCAGAGGCCUCUGCUGCCUGCCUCUCCUGACGACAGCGAGUUUAACCUGGGAGGGCCGGAGAUGGACUGGCCCUCCUCAAACAUGGGUCAGCCUGGUGCCUCCAACCCCACCUCCAACCACCACCUCUCCUCAUCCUCUGCCAUGUUCCCUCCCUCUCUGUCUCCCCCAACCCCCCACGCCGGCACCCCUUACCGUGGCAAAGUGCAUUUCUGCCACUGCGGGAAAGCGUACACCCUGAAGAGCAUGCGGGAUCGCCACGUCAAGAUGCAGCACCUAAACCUGCGGCCGUUCGGCUGCCUGGUCUGUGCCAAGACCUUCAAGAUGAAGCACCACCUGACCAAGCACCUGAAGACCCACGGAGGCCUCCGCCCCUACGAGUGCCGGCUGUGCGGGAAGAAGGUGAUCUGGAGGGACAGCUUCCUGCGGCACCAGGCGCGCUGUGAGAGGCUCACAGCCAGCUACAGCGACAUCACUUCCGCUUGUAAUAACACCGGCCCCUCCGCUGAGAUGGACUACGGCUUUGAGGAAGGGCAGGGCUUUCUCACGGAGGGGGGGCAGGUGAAGGUGGAGGAGACUGACUUCCAGGGGGAGGUGGAGGCCGGGGUGAGUGGGUUGCUGGGUGGAGAAGUUGCAGGCGUGGACGCCCUGGACCAGGACUCUGGUGAAUGAGAGCAUGUUUAACAGGUCAGUGGAUUAACUGAUGGAGAUGGACUGACCCACUUGAGAUGGACUGACCCACUUGAGAUGGACUGACCCACUUGAGAUGGACUGACCCACUUGAGAUGGACUGACCCACUUGAUCUCAACAUCCACUCCACAAAGGAGGGUCAAUCUGGUUGAAUUUUAAGGAUUUAGGGAUGCAGGAAUUACCAUUCAUGCAUAAUGAACAUUUAAAAUCAAUAAACCCAUUUUUUAUGGAACUUUGAAUGUCCUUUAACCAAGAUAAAGGACCUACAAUUCAUUUUAAUUGGAUCAUAUAUUUUUGUUGCCUUAUAUUUCUACACAAAUGAUGUUCCAGAUCAAAUUGAAAUUAUGGAUUUGAGAGAGUAUAUACAUUUCUGUGAGUCCAGAAGGAACAAUCCUGUUUUGAUUUAGAACUGGAAUCUUGUAUUUUGAUGUUGUGAAGUUACUGGAAACCCAGAUGAGAAGAGAAGUCUGUAAAUGUAUUUAAAUCACCAAAAAGAGAGUUGGACAUUAUAAAUUUGUCUAUUUAUUUUCCUGAUUAACUGCUCUAGACUAAAACAUUAGCUCUCUAGGGAUAAAAUAAUGAAUUUAUAGAUGUUGUAGGUGCAACAAGAGCUCACAAAUGUCCAUUAUUAGUGGGCCAGUGAAAAUGAUUUGAGAUCAUAAGCAGAGUGGUCUGAUAUUUCAUUGGGGCUGGCUAGACAAUCUGAAGUUGGUUUCUCUUUUGAGGUAGAACCCUUUUGGGGGGGAAAGUCUUAGUUCUGCUUGUUGUUUUACAAGGGAAGCUUGUACAGAAAUGUCAUAGACGAAAUCUAAUCUGAACUGACCAGUGUGACAACAUGCCCUGGUUUACUCUACCAUGUACCCAACACUUUAGUGGUCAAAGUUACAUUUUUUCUUUAUUUCUGAGAAAACAUGGGCAAUUGACAUAUCUUUAUUUCCAGUUAGGAUGAAGAGUACAAAAUGUGGCUACACAGUUUACACAAACACAGCAGUCUACACGGUUCUUUCAUGUUUCUUUUCGUAAACAUUUAGCACCAGGUGUACACUACGGUCAGCACCCUCAGAUGAAUGUUGUUUUUUUGUGUGUUUCUUUUUUUAAUGUCGUUUUUAUUAACAGUUUCAUUAGACACACUCUACCUGCGAGAGGUAGUAUCAUUAAUGAGGCACACGAUCGAAUGGAAACUUCUCAGAAUUACACCGAACACUUUCAAUAUUAAAUUCCUUACACAUGACUUUGACCCCUCAACCACAUCGUCUUACCAGCUUCAUCAUUCUAUUCAUUAAGCCUCUCAACCAUAUCAAUCUCUAAAAGUAAUUAAAAAAACACGAGAAGAUAAGAGUUAGCAAAGCUACUUCAGUAUUCAUGACCUUUUUAUCAGUAGGCGCUGGAAUGCUGUUUGUUCUAAGAAUAUGAUAGGCUUGUAUGACAUAACUGUACAAUCAUGACUCAACAAAGACAAAUGGAA